CCUGUGUGUUCCUUUUCUAUAAGUGAUUUCCCAGACCGUAAUUCUCUUCUGAGAGUUGAAUUAGACUUGAGAACUUGGAGAACUGCCGCCUUCUGACUUCAGCGGUGUAAUCAGCUGAAAACUUCACCCUUUGAAGAGUUCUGCACUUUGCCAGCCAUCUCUUGAAAGUGGGUGCCAAAGAAGGACUCCAUGAAAGAUGACAGAAGAAAUAAUUGUUAUAGCCAAGUGGGACUACACGGCCCAACAAGACCAGGAGCUGGACAUCAAGAAGAACGAGCGGCUGUGGCUGCUGGACGACUCCAAGACGUGGUGGCGGGUGCGGAACGCGGCCAAUAGGACGGGCUACGUGCCCUCCAACUAUGUGGAGAGGAAGAACAGCUUGAAGAAGGGCUCCCUGGUGAAGAAUCUGAAGGACACUUUAGGCCUGGGCAAGACAAAGAGGAAGACGAGCGCGCGGGAUGCGUCGCCCACUCCCAGCACGGACGCCGAGUACCCGGCCAAUGGGGGUGGCGCGGACCGCAUCUAUGACCUCAACAUCCCGGCCUUCGUCAAGUUCGCCUACGUGGCUGAGAGGGAAGAUGAGCUGUCUCUGGUCAAGGGCUCGCGUGUCACCGUCAUGGAGAAGUGCAGCGACGGCUGGUGGCGAGGCAGCUACAACGGGCAGAUCGGCUGGUUUCCCUCCAACUACGUCUUGGAGGAGGUGGAUGAGGCUGCCGCUGAGUCCCCCAGCUUUCUGAGUCUGCGCAAGGGCGCCUCCAUGAGCAAUGGCCAGGGGGGGCGGGUCCUGCAUGUGGUGCAGACGCUGUACCCCUUCAGUUCAGUCACCGAGGAGGAGCUCAAUUUCGAGAAGGGAGAGACCAUGGAAGUGAUUGAGAAACCUGAAAAUGACCCGGAGUGGUGGAAAUGCAAAAACGCCCGGGGGCAGGUCGGCCUUGUCCCCAAAAACUACGUGGUGGUCCUAAGUGAUGGGCCAGCCCUGCACCCUUCACACACCCCGCAGAUAAGCUACCCGGGGCCUGCGUGCACCGGGCGGUUUGCAGGCAGAGAGUGGUACUACGGGAACGUGACGCGGCACCAGGCCGAGUGCGCCCUCAACGAAAGGGGCGUCGAGGGUGAUUUCCUCAUUAGGGACAGCGAGUCUUCGCCCAGUGACUUCUCCGUGUCUCUCAAAGCAUCAGGGAAGAACAAACACUUCAAGGUGCAGCUUGUGGACAAUGUCUACUGCAUCGGACAGCGGCGGUUUCAGACCAUGGACGAGUUGGUGGAACACUACAAAAAGGCCCCCAUCUUCACUAGUGAGCACGGGGAGAAGCUCUACCUCGUCAGAGCACUUCAGUGACAGCCCCUCCCGGGCCCUGCCACCUCCAGGCCUUCGGUGCCACACUCACUUCCCCGGAGCCCAGCGGCUCCGCCUGAGAAGCCGUCGUCCGACUUGGGCCGUCCCGCCCAGGGUUCCACACUGUCUGGUGGUUCUUCCUUUAUUGGCUUCCUUUGCCUGGUUUAUCACUCGGUCCAGGUCGGUUUGUUUUCAUCUUCCCACCCACUCCUACCCCUCCCCACCCCCUUCACUAUCCCAGGCUCUCAUACCCAUGGUCAAGCCCACUCCCCACCCUGGCCAGUUUUAGAGAAAGGAAGAGGACAGAAGAGGGGCCCAUUUGUCCACUUUGUUCCUUCUGGAGUCAGCCUUAGCCUGCUCAGAACGGCAAGCCAACACAGCCCCUCAUUAAAAGACAUUGGGUGCAGUUUGAAUGCACUGAAGCUGUGUUGGUGGCGGGAAGUGCAGUACACGCAGGACGCGGUGCCAGUGGCUCUUUGCUGCCCCAGGCAGCGCACGGAAGGUCCCCGGUCCUAGCAGCCUUUGUUCGUGUCCUCUGCCCUCACAUGGCUCCCACAUUCUCCGGGGAGUCAGCCACUGCUAGUAGCAAUACUGGAACCACCGGGUGACCCCGUGGUGAGGAACUGUCCAGUGCCUUUGGGGCUGUACUUGCAAUAAAGAAAGGAUUUCCUUGAAAGUCAGUCUGCAGAAAGGUGACCCGGAAAGACAGAUGUUUUGGUAAUUUACCCCCAUACGUGCCAUCCGCAUAGUGCUUUUUCCUCUUGCCCUUUGGCUUGUUUAAAUUUCACAAUUAUGUAUUUAAUUCUCAAAAUAAUAUGUAUCUGUAGUCAUUUGUUCACACUAAUUCAGAUGAUUAAGGAAAAUGGCUGAUCUUUGGGGAAGGGGAGCUACCAACACUUCACACACACAAUAUAUACGUAUAUGUAUGUAUGUAUAUGUAGAUAUAUAUGCAUAUAUAUAUUAUUUGCUUUACAGGGAAAUUUUUCAGGGUUUACAAAAGAGUAUGUGAUUGGUAGUAAGAGACACACAGAAUGUUUAUGAAGAAAUUGCAUUUCUUUUUUCUUUACAUCUGAACUUCUUUAUAGUUUAAAUAGACAGUCUUGAGAUGGCACAUUCGUACAGCUGAAGAAGGGGUCUUGAGAACUCCUAAACUUGCAUAAGCAGUUUUUUGGAUAUUGUAAUAAAAAAAAGUAUUAUGACAAG
Messenger RNA from Condylura cristata (star-nosed mole), 2539 nucleotides. It is a transcript of the gene NCK2, whose product is annotated as NCK adaptor protein 2. NCBI's taxonomy places the organism in Eukaryota, Metazoa, Chordata, Mammalia, Eulipotyphla, Talpidae. The record is from RefSeq and is a predicted model, not a curated record. Gene Ontology annotation, molecular function: protein binding. Bases 197 to 1339 code for a protein of 380 amino acids. Gene Ontology annotation, biological process: positive regulation of endoplasmic reticulum stress-induced intrinsic apoptotic signaling pathway; negative regulation of endoplasmic reticulum stress-induced eIF2 alpha phosphorylation; positive regulation of translation in response to endoplasmic reticulum stress. The transcript is spliced from 4 exons.